This is a messenger RNA of Empidonax traillii (willow flycatcher), 2961 nucleotides long. It is a transcript of the gene CEP128, whose product is annotated as centrosomal protein 128. The record is from RefSeq and is a predicted model, not a curated record. NCBI's taxonomy places the organism in Eukaryota, Metazoa, Chordata, Aves, Passeriformes, Tyrannidae. The annotation marks the transcript as partial. The transcript is spliced from 19 exons.
AGGGCGGCUAGUUCAAGUUGCCAUAGCGGCGAGGUUGCUCAUAAGAAUAAAAAGGAAUGCUACUUAAUCACAAAUAAUUGCAAGAUACUAAUGGCAAAUUCAUCCAGUGAUUCAGACAACUUUCAUUCGGGUCGAGCAGGAAGGCGACUGCCUUUGAGAGCAUCCUACAAGAGAGCUCAGAACUAUGGUGCUGAAGCAGUUACAGAGAAGAUCCAUACUUUAGCAAGCACUUUACAGGAUACCAACAGAAAUCUGAGACAUGUUGACCAUUUGCUAGGACAGUACAGAGAAUACAACAAGGAACAAACCGAAGCAAUAACAACUUUAAAAGAAACACUGGAACAAUCUAUAGGUCAAUUAAGGAGCCAGCGACUAACACGAAACUCUGGAAUGAGAAGUGCAUCUCUCUCAAGCUUAUAUCCUAGUGAUCUGGAUGGAGAAGGACCAUCAGGGAACCGCCACUUCCUGCCUACUUCUCCUCUCAGGGAUUACGGAGACUCACAGGGCAAUAAACAUCGAAGGUCUAGAUCUGCAAGUGUGCGAUUUGUCAAUGAGGCAGAUAAUUGGGACCAGCUGCAUUCUUUCCACCAGUCUCUUCGAGAUCUCAGCAGUGAACAAGUUCGCUUAGGAGAUGACAUCAGUCGGGAGCUUUCAAGGAGAAAUCGGACUGAUGCUGAAUUAAGAAAGACUCUAGAAGAAUUGUCUGAAAAGCUCACUGAGUCCCAAAGACAAGAAACGGUAUCGGAACGCGUAGAGAGAAGACUUCAGGAGAUAGAACAAGAGAUGCGUGCUGAAAGACAGCUUGUAGAAAGGCGCCAGGACCAACUGGGACAUAUGUCUCUCCAAUUACAAGAGGCUUUAAGGAAGCAAGAUGCUAAAGCAGAUGAAACAGAAGAACUCAUGAAAAACAAACUUGUGAAAUACGAAAGUGAAAAAAACCAACUUGAGCAGGAAUUGGAGCAGUCCCGGAAAAAGUUGAAUGAAUCUGAAGGCAGUAGAGAAGUUCUUUUGCAUCAGAUUGAGGAUCUUCGUUCCCAACUUCUGAGAGCAGAAGAAGACCGUGUGGAAUUGCAACAUCAAAUUUCACAAGCUGCUAUGCAUCGCCAAAGCUACCAGGAUGUACAAGAUGAUGACAGGAGAGUUAGAGCAGUAGCUGAAAGAUACGAGAGAGAAAAGCAAGACCUGGAGAAACAUAUUUUGGAACUUAAAGCAAAGCUGAGUCAUAAUGCUGUAAUGUCAGAGGUAGAAGAACUAAAGAGAUGCAUAGAGCGUAAGGACAAGGAGAAAGCACAGCUUGUAAUGCACAUACAGGUGUUAACAUCUGACCUGGAAAACAGGGAGAAGCAGCAGGAAAAAAUGCUGGAACAACUGAAGGAGAUACAGAAUUGCUACAAGGCUUGUGAAAAUAGAUGUAGACAAACUGAACUCCAGUCUUCUGAGUUAGCUCAACAAGUUGAAGAAAGCACCAAAGAAGCAGAACGGUGUCUCACUGAAUUCAAGCACUCAGAGGCACUCAGGCUGGAGACUGAGAAAAAAAGAGAAGAUUUGAAGGUGAGAGCACAGGAAGCCAUCCGCCAGUGGAAGCUGAAAUGUAAGAAACUGAGUCGUGAGAUGGAAAAACAAAAUGAAACUAUCAAUGACCUGAUGGAAAAGAAUAGUCAGGCCCUCAAAGAAAAGGAUGAUCUCAGAAGUCAGCUUCUCUCAGCUAUACACCAAAUAGAAAACCUCCGGAAAGAGCUUAAUGAUGUGCUUACAAAGAGAGCCCAGCAGGAAGAACUCCUCCAUUGUAAAGAGGUAAAGCUGAAUGAAAUGAAGUCACAUGAAGUAUCUCUUGAAGAAGAGAUCAAAGAAGUUCAAGGUACUGUAAAAAAAUUGGAGAAUGAGUUGAAAAAGCAAGUCUUUCUACAAAAUCAAAUGCAAGCUGAGAAGGAACACUUGAAGACGGAACUUGCGACUAUUAACUUGAUCCAUAAAAAAGACCAAGAACGACUCUUAGAAAUGCAAGCAGAUGUAAAAAAUUUAAGCUCUGUACGUGUGGAACUAACAAACAAAAUAGCAGAAGAGGAGAAAGUCAAAAAGGAAUUACUUAAGAGCCUCUCAGAUCUCCAGAAACAGCAGGAAUCUAAGCAUGAAGAGGUGACUUCCGUUAACAGGCAGCUGAAGAUGGAAAGAGAAGUUCACCAACAGGAAUUGGCAGAUCUUAGAUCAGAGUUACAAAAUGUCAAAAUCAAACAUGAACAAAGUAUUCAAGAACUCAUGAAACUCCUUAAACAAGAAAAGGAGGAUGCAGAGGCUCAAAUUAGAAUGCUAAAGAUGGAACUUUUGGAAGAGAAAAACAUAGUCAAGACUCAGUGUCGACAACUGGAGAAGAUAAAAGUUGAGUGUGAUAAAUUGACAGAAGAAUUAACCCAAAAUGAAGAAGAAAAUAUAAAACUAAAACGGAAAUGUGAGUUUGUAAAGCAAGAACUGGAGAAAAAGGAAAAACAGAUCAGCAAUGAGGAAGAUCAUUUGAGAAAGAUGAGUGAGACCAGACUGCAGUUUAAGGAUCAGCUGCGUCACUUAGAAAUGGAACAGCAAUCCAUCCUCUCCAUGAUAGGAAGUGAAAUUGAUUCUGCUUGUGAAGUUUUUUCUCGGGACUCCGUGGAAAAAUUCAAAGCAAUAUCACUUACACCAACAGUUCUGAAUGAUCCUCAUCGCUGGUUAGCAGAAACAAAGACUAAGCUUCAGUGGCUGUGUGAGGAGGUAAAGGAGAGAGAAAGUAAGGAAAAAAAGCUGCGGUGCUACUUACUGCAAAGCCGAGAACAGCUCAAGCACUUUACACAGAUGAAGGAGACUGAGCAUCAGUCUCUGUUUAAGCAGAUAAAAAACCAAGAAAAACUUUUGGAAGAAGUUCACAGAGAAAAAAGAGGUAUGUUGCUAGUUCCAUUUUUGUUAAUAAGAGGGAGAAAGAAUUUAAAAAUU